Messenger RNA from Mytilus californianus (California mussel), 13883 nucleotides. Its product is annotated as polyketide synthase PksN-like. The record is from RefSeq and is a predicted model, not a curated record. NCBI's taxonomy places the organism in Eukaryota, Metazoa, Mollusca, Bivalvia, Mytilida, Mytilidae. Gene Ontology annotation, molecular function: phosphopantetheine binding; 3-oxoacyl-[acyl-carrier-protein] synthase activity; fatty acid synthase activity. The transcript is spliced from 5 exons. Gene Ontology annotation, biological process: fatty acid biosynthetic process. The coding region runs from base 205 to 7089 and encodes 2294 amino acids.
AUAACUUUACGAUGUAUAAAACAGAAUUUGAAAAAAAUAUUGAACGGUGAAUACGACGAUACAUGUUCAAAAUCAUUAUCGUAUUCGACAUAUGUUGCUGCGGAAGAGCAAUAUUUGAAAAGUAAUGAAUGCAUAUCUGACGAGUCGUUUUGGAAAGAUCAGUUUGAAACGCUACCACCAGAAGUAAAUUUGUCACUCUUGCCAAUGUCAGAAUCAAUAUGGAAUGAAACUAUUCCAUACAAUGCACACCAUUUACACAAUUAUAUAACAAAUAGCAUUAAAACUUGCAUUUCAAAGAUCACUGAAAAGUUGGGAACAACCGAAUUCGUUUACUUUUUCGCCUGCACAUCAAUUGUACUACAACGAUAUCUUGGUGUUGAUGAUAUGACGUUUGCGGUACCUGCUACACUACGAGACGACUUGCACCAAUUAACGGAUGGAUUGUUUGUCAAUACUUUGCUCUGUCGGGUAAAGUUUAACCCUACAUUAACAUGGCGAGAAUAUAUUGCACGAGUUGAAGAAGUCUUACUGUUAGCACAAAAAUAUCGUGCAUAUCCACUAGAUAAAUUAGCACAAAUGCUAUGGACAAUUCAAAAGAAAAGCAUUAGUUCAUUUUGUUCUCUGAUGUUUAAUUAUAGCAGAACCAACACUGAGAAAGAAGAGAUUAGGGUAUACUCUAAACAUGCAAAGAUGUCUUUAAGCAUAGAUGUCAUUGUUGACGAAAGGAACAAACAGACAUCAGUUUUGUUUGAAUGGGCAGACGAUGUGUUAGACAGCACUAUAAUUGAGCGAAUAAGUAACAGUUUGACUGAACUUUGUUCUAGGGAUAUACCAUGGGAUCAAAAACUAAAUGCCAUGGACGUCCUAUCGUCAUCAGAGAUGCAAUUGCUUAAGUCGUUCUCUGAAAGUGAAAUUCAUAACGACACUCACGUGUUAACGGAUAAGGAAAUGCAUAUACAAUUUGAAAUGAACACAGAAAAACAUCCAGAUAAUAUAGCUGUCGUUUGCGAUGAGGACGUUAUCACAUAUCAAAGUCUAAAUAAGAUGGCGUCACAAAUCGCGGAGGGUAUUUGUACAGAAAUAAAUGCGGACAUUUUGAAGUCAUAUCCUGUGUUAUUGUUUACAAAGAAGGACAUAUAUUCCAUUGCAAUGAUAAUUGGCGUUUGGAAAUCCGGUGGACAUUUUCUUCCAGUUUCAAUAUCAAACCAGAACGCUUUAAAAGAUAUAAGUUCCCGAAUUACACCAGGAGCCAUUAUUUAUCACUGCAGCGAUGAAGAUUACAAAACAAUGAUAGAAGCUUCCUUCACCUGUCCAGUUAUAAAUGUAGAAACCCUGAUUGAAAAUACAUACAACCGCUUCCUCUGGAGUGAGGAUGCAUCAAGAAAAACAGAAAUUGUAGCAUAUGCCAUUCAAACGUCAGGAUCUACAGGUGUACCAAAACUGUGCAAAAUUUCACAUCGCAAUCUCAAUGUUGUUUCUAAUGCUUGGAAGACUGUGUAUAAUAUGGAUAAAUAUGAGGUAAAUGUUUUUCAAUGGGCGCCAGUGUCAUUUGAUGUGUUUGUUGGAGAUCUCGUGCGUUCAUUGAUUUGCAUGCCUGGAAAACUUGUCCUUUGUCCAGACGAACGACGAUUGGACGUUUCUUACAUUCAACAUCAGAUAAAAUAUCAUAAUAUAACUUUCAUAGAAGUGACACCGCAUUUUGCAUCUCAUUUGAUAGAAGGCAGUAAUGCUUCCGAUUUCGAAAGUUUAAAAAUUUUAGUUUUGGGGUCGGAUGUUACACACAGUCACAUAUUUGAAAAUAUAAAACGAAUCCUGAGACCGGAUCAGCGUGUUAUUAAUAGUUAUGGAAUGACGGAAGCUACUAUUGAUUCUACAUGUUUUGACAAUCAACAAGUACCUUGUACAAGGAGUGGCACAGUUCCGAUUGGAAAGCCAUUACCAGGAGUAUCACUUCAUGUCCUAGAUAAAAACACUUUACUUCCAUCUCCUAUAGGAACUGUUGGUGAACUCUACAUUAGCGGAAAUGUCAUUGCGUCUGGUGAUACUGAAGUUGUUGCAAUAGGAAAAGAGAAAUUUGCAUUGAAAACCGGAGAUAUUUGUUGCUGGUUACCGUCUGGGAAUCUAGAGCUUUAUGGUCGGUCAGACGAUGUUGUGAAAUUAAGAGGAUUUCGCAUUAGCACUUUAGAAAUUGAAAAACGAAUUAUGCUCAAAAUUAAAGACAUCAAAGAAACCUGUGUUUCUGUUUUAACAGAUAACAAAUCAAGUAAAACUCAGUACCUAUGUGCAUUUGUGGAGAUGUAUCCAAAUCACUCAAAAGAUAUGAACGUUAACAAGAUAAAGCAAAUACUUUCCCGUGAGUUACCUUACUACAUGGUUCCUGAUUUAGUUAAUUUUUUGGAAAAACUACCAACUACGAAAAAUGGCAAAAUUGACAGGAAAGGUCUGCCAUCUUUAUCAGACAUGAAUGACUUAAAAUGUAAGAGGAUACCAGGUAAACAUGAUGGAAAAGAAUCGGAGACCGCUAAUGUUUUGAAAGCCUUAUUCGCACAGGCAAUGGAUUUAAAAGAUAUGAAUAUGAUAGAUGUUAAUUUGACAUUCAUGGAGAAUGGAGGUCAUUCUUUAACAUUAGUUCGUUUUUGCUCUCUCAUUAAGAAAGAGACAAAAUUCAAAAUAGGAAUUGUUGAUUUAUUUUCGUAUCCAUCUAUCUUGACUUUAGCUAAUCAAAUAGAAAGCAAGCACAUAUUGGAAUCAGGAAACAAAGUGGCAAAUGAAGAUUGUUCAACAGAUUCUGCAGAUAUAGUAAUAACUGGAUUGGGACUCCGUUUACCUGGUGGCAUUAUGUCUUUACCGCAGUUAUGGGAAGUACUUCAGACUGGAGAGGACCUAGUGCAACAAUUUCCGCAAGAAAGGAUUUCAGAUUUUAAAGACUGUUCUAAAUAUCUGCCAACCACAGAUACUUAUCGAGGGGCCUUUUUAGAUAGAAUCGACCAAUUUGAUAAUGAGUUUUUUCAUAUUCCUCCUGGUGAAGCAAAGUUCAUGUCGCCAGAACAAAGACUGCUACUGCAAGUGGCAACAGAGGCCUUACUCGAAGGAGAAAACUCCAGUAAUAUAAAUGGGGCUAAUAUUGGUGUUUUUCUCAGCACAAUUGACAUUGGAUAUUCACAGCUUGAUUAUCCAGAUGAAGCAAUUUGCGUAUCAGGUCUUUUACCAGGAAUGGUUGCUACACGUAUUGUUUACCAAUGGAAUUUAAAAGGACCAAGUAUGCUUGUCGAUACAGCUUGUUCAUCUUCGCUAAUGGCAUUAAAACAUGCAUGCGAAUCUAUUAAAAAGAACGAAUGUGAUGGUGCAUUGGUAGGAGGUGCUAAUCUUGUGAUUUAUCCAGGAAGGACAGGCGUCUUUGGAAAUGCAGGUAUUCUUUCACCAGAUUUUUCCUGUCGACCGUUUGACAAAAAUGCAAACGGAACUGUCGUAGGUGAAGGUGUUUUAUGUUUAUAUGUGGAAAGAUUAAGUUCAGCAAUAAAGCAAAGAAAGCAUAUCUAUGGUAUUGUUAAUAGUAUUGCAUCAAACAGUGUUGGCCAUGGAAACGGAAUCACAGCUCCAUCUUCUACCUCACAGAUAGAAGUAAUAAAUAAAGCACUCACGGCUGCCGGAAUAAAAGCCGCAGAUGUUGGUUAUAUUGAAACACAUGGUACAGGAACAAAGCUAGGGGAUAGAGUAGAAAUCUCGGCGUUAUCGUCAAUCUUUAAAGAGAAUGUAGCUAUUGGUACAUCCAAGAGUAUGUUUGGACAUUUAGACACGACAGCUGGAUUACUUGGACUAGUAAAGGUGUUGGCAACAUUUAUGUUCAAUAAGAUACCACCAUCAGCAAAUUUUAAAAUUCCGAAUUCAGACCUGAAGGAAUCCGCUUUAUCUAUUGUUACCGAAAUUCAAGAUUGGGAUCCUAACAAAUCGGGUAAACGAAUUGCUGGUAUUAGCGCAUUUGGCUUAACUGGGACAAACUGCCAUGCAAUAAUUUCAAACCAUGAUCCAAAAAAUGUGAAAGACGAGGGAAAACAGAAUCAAUCAUGCUUCCCGAUAUUUUUUCGUGGCAAGUCUUUCAAUUAUAUAAAAAAACAAGCAUGGCUGUAUAAUUGCUUAAUCAGAGAAACAAUGCAAAAAACAUCUUUGAAUUCCCUCAAAGGUAUGUGUUUUGUAAUUGCAAAGAGGUUUCACGAAAUGUGUAUGGAAAAUGUUGGUCACGAUCAAUUUCGUAUGGCAAUUAAUGUAAAAAAACCACCACAAGCAAUACGGUUAUUGUCUAUUGUUCAAUCUACAUCAAAAGCGGAAGAUUUGAUACAGAUCUGUAAAAUGCGGAGCGACAUGCACGUUUCAUUUCCUGGCUCAUGCAUUGUCAAUUCGGAGAUAAACUACUUGAGAUCCUUUAUACAAAACAAUCAUAUUGAUAUUUCCGAUAUUUUUGGAGAAGAGAUAGAUAAUAUUUGCCCAGCAUUUGGGGUAACCUUGAUUUUGUUUGAAGAAAAUCGACAUUGGCUGGAUCGAAACAACAGACUCCUAAAAAACGAAAACCUGUAUGAUCUUUUGGACAGAAAAGUAACAGAAAGCAAAGAAAUUAUAAGGUCUUUACCCCUAAUGGCCACAGACGACCUAACAUACCUUCAAGGCAGGUUUUGUUCAUCUGAUAUUAUCAAACUUCUUCGUGGUACAAACCUAUCAACUCAUGUACUUAAUGAUAGAAGCACAUCUCUGAAAGAAUCGUUCGAAAUCACAGGCAUGCUAGAGCAGUACGAGAAAUUAUUUUUUGUAAUGAUAAGGGAGCUUUUAAACAACGGGUUUAUAAGAGCAACGGGAAAGGACGAAACAGUACUGAAGUUAGAUUCAUAUAUAUUCAACUGCAGUGAUAUACUUGAUGUUGACCCAACAAAUGUAGCUGAUCAUGCCAUGAAAAAAUACCCGAGUUGGGCAGACUGCUUUCGAUUUCCGUUAUAUUGUUCACAACACUUGCGUAGCGUUUUAUGGGGAAACAUGAGCCCAUUGUCAGUAAUCUAUCCCCAGGGCGAUUUAAAUUUUAUGUUCCGAUUUGAUAAACUUGGCGAUCCACUUGGAGAUGUAUACUACAAUACAUAUAUGCAGUCGAUAGCAUCAUAUGCUGACCAACUUGCUGGAAUAGGAAAGAAAAUAAGAAUACUAGAAGUAGGUGCCGGUAUGGGACAUGUAACAAGACAACUUCUUCCAAAGUUUACAGACAUCGGAAACAUUGAAUAUUGGUUCACCGACCUAGGAAAAGCCUUUGUUGAAAAUGCAAAGAAUACUUUUGAAAACUAUAUGCACUCUAUGAAAUUUUGUACGUUUGAUAUAACAAAAUCUGCUCUAGAACAAGGCGUUAUCGGAACUUUCGACAUUGUAAUAUCAUAUAAUGUUAUUCACACGACUGAUAGUAUCAAAACUUCUGUUGUGAACUUGAAAUCAUGCUUGGGGGAAGACGGUACCUUGUUCAUAAUUGAAAGUGCAAAGAACGAAACAUGGGCAACACUAGCCUGGGGUGUACUAGAUGGAUGGUGGUUCUUCAAAGACUAUGAUCUUAGACCGUUUGAGCCUAUGAUGGAACCUAAAAAAUGGGAACACAUUCUGUCUAAUAUUGGUUUUGCAUCUGUUGUAUCUUGUCCAUUUGAUGAAGAAGACCGAAAUGAAGUAGAAAAAUUUUUGUUUGUUUGUUGUGUCAAACCAUUGAAUUUAUCCGAGUCUCGAAGAACCCGUUGGUGGGAAAAUAUUGAUACAGAUUUUGAGAAUAAAAUAGAAUUAGAAGAUGACGCUGACUUAACUGAUACCAAUUUGUCUACAGAGCAGAUUGUGCAAAACGAAUUGAAACAGAUUUGGUCCGAAUUGUUAGGAGUACAAGAUAUAAAUCCUGAGGAUGAUUUUAAUUCCCUUGGUGGUGAAUCGUUAAUUGCAGUUCAAAUGAUGACACUUGUUCGGAAACGCAUAGGAUACCAAUUGGAGAUAGCUGAUACGUUUGGAUAUCCAAGUUUAGCUAGUUUAGCCAAUUUCAUCUUCUGUAAUCUGGAACAAAAAUUAGGCAAAAGUCUCAACUGUGAUGUUGUUACUGAACGCGGAAAAGACGGUUUUUCGCAAACAGAUUCCAAUUCUUUUAAAGAAAAUGAGGCAAGCAAAAUGCUGAUGUUUCCAGGUCAAGGGUCACAAAAAGUUGGUAUGUGUCGUUCAAUGAAAGGUAGUGCUGAAGCAAGAUGUGUUUUCCAAAGAGCAGAGAAAAUUCUUGGUUAUAAUGUUCUUGACGUUUGUCUUCAAAAUGAUGAAGAAUUGAUCGAAAGGUUGAAAUCAACUGCGUUCGUGCAAGUUGCCCUGUUUGUAGGGUGUUUGGCUAAAAUAGAGCAGAUUAAAAUAGAAAGCCCACACAUUUUAGCAAAUAUCAACUGUGUUGCUGGUCUUAGCGUUGGAGAGUUCUGUGCGCUUGUAUACGCCGGUGUUUUAAAGUUUGAAGAUGCCCUUGAAAUUGUAAGGAAACGCGGACAAGCAAUGGAAGAGGAAGCGAAUAGAUUAUCAACGUCCAUGGCUAGUAUUUACGGUCCUCGCAUGGAUCAACUUAGACAUUACCUAGAGGUUAAUUUUAAAUCGUUAGAAAUAUCCACAUAUUUAGGAGAUAAUCAACACACAGUUGCUGGGUCAAACGAUGACAUAGACUCUUUCGUUGAUUAUUUGAACUCAAAAGAUAAAGAAAUUAUGAAUGUUGUUGACGUUCGGAAAUUACGUGUUGCAGGAGCUUUCCAUUCGAUUUACAUGAAGAAAGCGACCGUUGUAGUUGAUCCAUUAAUAGAUUCCGUUGAAUUUCGAAAACCUUGCACACCUGUUCUUAUGAAUGUUACUGGAAGUUUUUCAGAAGAUACGAAUAGUAUUAAAGAACAACUUAAAAAACAACUAGUAGAACCUGUACAGUGGAGAAAAACGGUAGUAUCUGCUUAUGAAAAUAAUGUCAGACAAUUUAUUGAGGUGUCUCCAUCUAGAGUUUUAACAUCUAUUGUGAAAAAUAGAAUUUCCGAUUGUGAAGGUUGUCUUGCAGAUUUUUUUGAAGUUUAGGUGGAUUCAAUUGAAUACUUCAAACUUAAUUUCAGUUUUAGCUUGUUUAGAUUUGUUGUAAGUGAUAGGAUGUUUAGUUGCUUGUGUAUUAUAUUUUCUUUUUACAUAUGAUAUAAACAUUUUUUGGUCAAUAGAUAUAUUGGUUUUUUUCCGGUUCUUUUUUUCUGAAAAGUGUGAAAUUAAGAUAUAUAUAGUCAAGGGAUUUUACUGUUUUAUAUAUACAGAAUAUUAAUGGAAAGAGUUCUUUUUAGAUAUAUAUAAUCAUUUAGUUUGAAUCACCGUUUGCACAUAUAUGUAUAUUUAUCUUAUCAUUAAAGCUUUAGAAAUUAAGUUAACUCCCAUGUGUUUGUAUGUAUGUGUGUGUAGUAUUCUGACUUAUAUGAAUGCAUAAUGUCAGUUGUCUCGCUGUUUAUAGUGGCAUUUUAUCAUUGAUCGUAGUCUUAAUGUUUUAUCUGUUUUAUAUGUAAGGCAGGAUGCUCGUAUGGGCUGUUUAUAGUGGUUUUUUAUCAUUGAUCGUAGUCUUAAUGUUUUAUCUGUUAUAUAUGUAAGGCAGGAUGCUCAUAUGGUAUAAUAUUACCUGCUAUAAAUAAGAUACUAUAAUUAAUAUUGGUUAUUCUAAAUAGCCUUUUUUGUAAAUAAUGUAGUGAGUUACACAUACAUGUAGUCGCAUUAAAUGCCUUCUUCAUCAAUUGAUAAUUGCAAAUACUUAAGUUUUUGGAUUAUAUCAAGAUUGUUUCCCAAUGCCAAUCUUAUAUAAAUUUGUUUUUGUGUUUAGAAAUAAAAAGGUGACUCUAUAUGUUAAUCGAAGAAAGUGUUGUGUGAAUAAAUAGCUUUAAUAGAGUAGUUAUUUUUCAUGUUGUUAUAACCUGACAUUUAAAAAGAUGUUUUAUAUGUUUAUUUAAACUAUUUUUAUACUUUAUAAUCAUUUGCUAAUUUUAAUUUACCUAGCUUUGUUCUGUUGUACAUGCUUAUUAAUUAAAGUGCAUCAAAAAAUAAUGCAAAUAAUAUAGUAAAUAAGUUGUACAGUAACAAGUUAUUGCAUAUUUGAGUACUGGUAACUCCAGCUUAAGAUAUAUUCCAAAGACAAUAAUGAUCAGUUGUUUUUACUUUUAUUUGAAUCUUCUUUUCAUGUAAUCAAGUAGCAUAAAUGAGGUGAUAUUUAGAACAAACCAUCGAUCACUAAAUAGUCCUUUUCCAUACAAAAUUAACAGUCAGUUUGAUUUUUUCCACAUAAAUAUUACUGUUUUUCUUUUAAAAUUCUCAUAUAUUCCAAUCUUUUCUCUCUCGAUAUUUAACAAUAAAAUAAAUCAAAACUCGUAUGAACUAGUUUGCAGCAGAGUUAUAGUUAUUAUAAGAUGUGUUAUAUGAACUUAAUUCUAAUUAUCUGACAUUGUAUUCUCUGUGCUGUAAAUAUGCCUUUGUAUAUUAUGUAAUAUGUGUUUUAAAAGAUUAAAACAAAAAAUAAAAAUCUGAUUAGUUGUAUGAUCAAUACCUCUUCUGUAACAGAUAAUUUUAUUUAUCGUUGUUCUAUUGAUUUUUCAGAUAUACAAUGAAGUUCAUUUACUUUGUUUUUCUCUUAUAUGUUUUUUUUAUGGAUUUUUUUUCACUUGUUUUUAAAUUUAUAAAUAUAUAUUCAUAUGUGUGUGUUUGUGUACAAUUUCUAUGAAUGUGUGCUAUUAUCAUAUUAUUCAUUGUCAGAACUUAUUUUUGUCUAGCCUUUUCAAUUAUAUUAUAUAUUAUUAAGUGUUGUUAUUAUUUAGUCAAGCCCAAAAUACUAGAGAUAGAUACAACUAUAUUGAUAUUUGAAGUGCUGAAAUAGCUGUCUCUUUAAAAGAUAAAAUUUCAUAUUUACAGUUAUCACUGAUUUGAUUAAAGCCCCACUGAUCAAUCUUGUGUAGAUGAAACACGCGUUUAGCGUGCUAAAUCGUAAGCCUUAUAAUAUAUAUCUUUGAUGAGAGUUCUUUUCAGUAGCUGCAAAAAUCUUUACUAUUGCAUUAUUUUAUUUUUAGUGUUGAAUAUAUUUCUUAAGUUUGUUAAUGUACUACAUGUAUAUAAUGAACAGCUACUGUACAGGAUAAAGAUAAAUCGAAAUUUGUAUUUGUCCAUCAUAGUGUUAGUGUAUACCUUUUAUAGACGAAUAGAUAAAUCAAUUAUGAACCGCUGUCUUCGUAAGAAAGGUCUUUGACUUUUAUCGAGAAGUUACAGUAUUUAGUUUUAUAACUAAAUACUAAAGUUCUUAUAUAUACUGGAACAGGAAAUAUAAAUUUCGAUUGUUGUUUCCCUUUAAACAUAUAAUUGAACACAAACCACUGCUUUUGUCAAUGAUUAUAUAUAUAUAUAUAUAUAUAUUUAAACAAGUCUAAAUUGAAAACAACGUUCAAACCUAUGAUUGCGUUGGAUAAAAACCGCAAUUUGUAUACGUGUGCAUGCAAAACAAAUUUCUAGUUAGAGGGGUCUAAAUACAGCACAAACAACAUUUUCCAAAAGACCAAAAAAGUGAAAAAGUAUAUUUUAACAAUAUAUAUAUAUAAACAUAUAAACAGUAGGUUAAGAAUAUGUAUGAUUAAAAGGAAAAUAUAUCAUAUUUAUCAAUGUGUAUUAUAUGUAUGAAUAAAUGAAAUUAUAAAUGUUUUUAUUCUAUUUAAAAUUGUAUAAUGUCUACAUUUUUAUAAGAUAAGUUUUUAGUGUUAUCAUCUUAUUUAUUGUUGUUCACAUAUAAAGACAUAAACCAUGGGGAUGGAUUUUAUUUAUUAAAGGCUGAAUUAAAAGUUAAUAAGCAGCGACUAAGUAAGCGGACAGUUCAGAUGAUAGAAAUUUCACUUUAGCCAACAACCAUACAAGAUAGUCAACGUUUAAGAAUAGACGAUGAUACUUGCUAAAGUGAAAUAUGCAUUUGUUGAGAAUCGGAAAAUAGCAGCUAAAGAUCUACUACAUGUUGCCGAAAGCCACUCAGUAUUCAAGUUGGUCACUGUGACAUUGUGUUGAUCUUUUGUUUUUGUUUGUUACAAACUUCAUUUUUAGAAUUGUUUAAAUCACUGUUUUAUAUCAAAGAAAGUUAAUAAGCGAAUAGAUGUAGUAAACUUUUGUUCAUAUUUAAACUGAAGAUGUUUUUGCGUAUUGUAAAAAAAUGAAUUAGUAACUGGAACAAAGGUGGUGAUUGUAAUAUGCAUUUCCAGCGAAGUGUGCGAGUCAAGUUAAAAAGGUUCCUUUUUAUGAAGGACCAUAUAGAGAUAGUAUAUGGUUUGGAACUUACAAGUAUUUAUAUGCUUAGUUAGUUAUUUUGUUUAUGUAUAAUAUAUUGAAAAUUGUGUAUGAAAAUAUUCAUCAUUUUAGAUUAUUUGGAAAAAAAGUUCUUGAAUGAUUUAUUUAGAUAAUAUAACAAGUAAUUAUAGUAAUAAUUAUUUUACCAAGUCUUGUUAAUAUAUCCGUCUGUCAGUCAUCAUUUUGUUGUCAUGCAGAAUGUACGUUCAUUUUCUAUAUCGGUUAUCUUCAAACUAAGAAAAAUAUACCUUCACGCUUAGAAAAAUAUACCUUAAAAAUUCACGGAUUAUUUCAAUAAUCAUAAAAACUGAAACUCUGAGCUAUAAGCUUAGAAGUAGCCUGUGUUUAUACCGCUUUAUCAAUCGUGUCGCUUGUGUGUUUUCUUCAUUACAUGUUAGUUACAAUUUAGUUUUGAAUUGCAGUGACAAAAUCAACAGAUCAUUUACGCCGUAACAAUAUUUUAACCUAUUUUACACAAAGUUCCUAUAACCUGCUUUACCUGCUAUAUACGGAGUCAAAUAUAUAACUACAAGGAUAUGUUUUUUUUUCAAUUAAUUUGUAUUUUUUCAAUUCAUUAGAGCGUUUUCUUGUUAAUUUAUAUUUAAUAACAUCCUUUCGAAACAAGACAAACAUCGAAAAAGUUUUCAGUGUUUGCAGAGGAGGCUUUUUUUACACAUGUUACAGCAAAUUCCCAACUGGAAUUUGGCUAUUUACUCAAAUGAACCUGAUGUAUAGUUAAAGUUAAGUUCAAAUACGAAACCAUUCUUUAUGGAGGGAACUGUACAAAGUUAUAAAUAAUUAAUCGACUCAGGAGGUAAACCAACUUUUCUUUUUGAAUCCUUUCACAUUUCUAAGAACUAUAUGUACCGUUAGAAAACCGACGAAAGAGUGUUAUCUUAAACAAAGGAGACUCGACAUUGUUGUUAAUACGGAAGAUAAGGUAUGGGAGCUCGUUGAAAAGGUUCCUAUACUCAAUCAUUCACCUAAGUUAACAGCGCACAUUUUUACCACCAUGACGGCAGUAUGAAACUCUAAAUAUAAUUUAUAAAGAUAUUACACAUAUCUUACUUACAGUAUGAAUAAUCUGAUGAAGUAUAACGACAAUUCAUUUUAUUUGCAUUGCAUACAUACAUGCUUUCACUUUUGGUCAUAAUGGAUUUGGUUGUUUAUAGUGACAUACAUUUACUCUUUAAAGUAAAUUAGAAUCACACCUGUAUGAUUUAAGUAACAUGUAAAUUCAACCUUGUAUCUGUUCAGCUAUCUUAAUCGAAUUGUUAUACCUUCCUUACAUGAACUUCUUUUUUUCUGAUGCCCCCCCCCCCACCCAAGGGUGAUUGGGGAAUAGAAAUAUGGUCACCAUUUUUCUUCCUCCGACCGGCGGUAAAACCCUCGUUAAAGUGGGGCGUCCGUUUUGCUGUGCGGGAUGUACAAGUUCGCAGUCAAUAUAAAUAUAAAUCAAUCAUAUUUUCUGAUGUCUUAAACUACUGUAGACAUAAUUAGUAAUACAUCGUUCGAUAUCUCAUAUUAGCAACCAUUGUACCCCAGCUAUUAGUGAUAAUAUAGUUAUAGAAGUAUAAACAUUAGAUUAAACUUCACAGACAUUAUAUCUAUAUAUCAUUUAGUAUCUAAAUCUUUUACAAAUGUCGUCCAAAUAUUUUAUAAUGCCAUUAUUAUAUCUUAAAUGUUAUCAACAGUAUUGAAUUUUCAUUUUAUGUGUUGAUAUCAUAAUACGUUAUCUACAGAGUGUCUAUUUGCUAUUUUGUUUUUCUUUUUUGUAAUAGUUAUUUGUUUUUAUAGUGAUUAAGAUUAUAUAUUACAACGUUGACUGCUGUAACUAAUUUUUGACAUUUUUACCUAGUAUUAUAUCUGUUUGUUUUGCUUACACAUUGUUGUUGAAAUAAUGGAAUUCUAUGCCUCUGUCAUACAAGUAAGAGAUUUAGCUAGCUCUAAAACCUGGUUUAAACCACAAUUUUCUACAUUAGGAAAUGCCUGUACCAAGUUAGGAAUAUGACAGUUCUUUUCCAUUCGUUUGAUGUUUUUGAGCUUUUGAUUUUGCCAUUUUAUAAAGGACUACCGUUUUGAAUUUCCAUUGGAGUUCGGUUUUUUUUUUUUUUUUCUUACUUUUUUUUAUAAUAUUGUUAGGUCUAAUUCAACUGUUUAUAAAAUUAUUAGAAAUUGCACAUAAUUUUAGAUACUUGUGGUAUGGUCAUUAUGAUUUUUUAAAAUGUGAUUCACACUAAAGAUAAUUUUUCAAGGGUCCAGAUUUGUGAUUUUCAUACUUAGAAUUAGCUGUAAAGAAAAAAAAAAAGAAGAAAAAUCGAAGAAUUAGAGAACCAGUAUAAAAUGAAACUCAAACUAGUUUUUAUCUUAUGACAAAAGGUGUGUUGUCACAUUAUAAAAAUCAAACCAGUUUCAUUUUAAAUUGCAAUGUCUUCUUCGACUUUAUUCAAAGUAUUUGCACGUCUUUAACUUUGGGCCAAUGUAUCUAUAAAUGAAAAGACUGGUCAAAGCAUAAGUGCCAAGAUCACAUGAACCAAGUUUAAAUAAAUACAUAUUGAUAAAUUCUCAGCUGGGGUUUUAUGUAUAACUUUUAUAAUAAAUUAAAAAAACCAGAUCAUAUAGGCAAUAAUGUUUGAGGUAUUUUGAUUUCUCUUAAUGAGCCGUAUUUGGUUGAUUUUAGAAGUUUUCAGGACAAUACAUGUAUCAAAAAUUCCCACAAGUAGGCUAUCAAAAGAGAGUCGACCAAAAUGUAGGGCAUGCCAUUUAAACAGUUUAUAGAAAAAAAGAGUGUUGGAUAGGGACAGAUAUUGUUGUCCGCACAUAUGAAACGUACACUUUAAAACGUAUUGUAUGGGUUCCUUAACGUACAGAAAGUGUAGCACUCGGCCUCCACGAGGUAUCAAAUUUAAUGUCUGUUUUUACCGGAAGUAGAAACUGGCCGAUUACAUAAGUUAAGUUAACCAUAUUGUAUACUCCAUUCACCUUUAAAUUAGCUCAAUUAAGUUACCAACUCUUCCAAUGAAUUUCAUUUUUUUUCAUUUUUUUUUCUUCUUUGAGAUGUAAGGUAGACGAAUUAAAUGCUGUCAGUGCAAAAGUGUAUUUUUAUUCUAUUUUCAUUUUUUUAUUAUUCAAAAUUGUUUAGUCAAAAUGAAUUUGAAAUAUUAUAAUAUACAUGUGCAUGUAGCUUACAUUUUACUUAAAUUUUACCAUGGCUUUUUGAACUUCAAGUAACCAUUUGGCGUACACUCCUCUAGAAGUGGGGACAUUUUGUUUAAUAAGUAUUGUUCCAGAUCGUUGGAAUUAAUAGUAUAGUUGUUUUUCUUCAAGGGUUUGACGAAAGGUGUAUAAUGAAAUAAUAAUGACUUUUUUGUUAGCAAUUUAAGAAUUAGACAGUAAUUAUGCUACAGAUCAAAUUUAUUUACAAAAUGUUUGUUCACCUCAAUUAUAAUGUAUUGUAUGCAAUGAAUGAACUACAAUGGCUACAAAUGAAUUAACGCUUUAUAUAUUAUAAUAAUAAUAAAUAUAGCAAUUAA